Perognathus longimembris pacificus (Pacific pocket mouse) is the source of this 2983-nucleotide messenger RNA. RefSeq names its product 5-hydroxytryptamine receptor 7 (gene Htr7). The record is from RefSeq and is a predicted model, not a curated record. Gene Ontology annotation, biological process: G protein-coupled receptor signaling pathway, coupled to cyclic nucleotide second messenger; vasoconstriction; circadian rhythm. The coding region runs from base 99 to 1421 and encodes 440 amino acids. The transcript has 3 exons. Gene Ontology annotation, cellular component: membrane; dendrite. Gene Ontology annotation, molecular function: neurotransmitter receptor activity; G protein-coupled serotonin receptor activity. NCBI's taxonomy places the organism in Eukaryota, Metazoa, Chordata, Mammalia, Rodentia, Heteromyidae.
CAGGCGGAGCGGAACCGGCGAGGUGAAGCCCGGGGGCCCCGCAGCCGGAGCGCGUGGCGGGGGCGCCGGCUCCAUGGGCAGCGGCGCACAGCGGCUCGAUGAUGAUGAUGAUGGACGUUAACAGCAGCGGCCGCCCGGACCUCUAUGGCCACCUGCGUUCUUUCAUCCUGCCAGAGGUGGGGCGCGGGUUCCCGGACCUGAGCCCCGACGACGACGGGGGCGCGGACCCCGUGGCGAGCUCCUGGACGCCGCACCUGCUGAGCGGCUUCCGGGAGGCGACCGCCAGCCCCGCGCCCACCUGGGACGCGCCGCCGGACAAUGUCUCGGGUUGCGGGGAGCAGAUCAACUACGGCAGAGCCGAGAAAGUUGUGAUCGGCUCCAUCCUGACGCUCAUCACGCUGCUGACGAUCGCGGGCAACUGCCUGGUGGUGAUCUCCGUGUGCUUUGUCAAGAAGCUCCGCCAGCCCUCCAACUACCUGAUCGUGUCCCUGGCGCUGGCCGACCUCUCCGUGGCCGUGGCGGUCAUGCCCUUCGUCAGCGUCACUGACCUCAUUGGGGGCAAGUGGAUCUUCGGACACUUCUUCUGCAACGUCUUCAUCGCCAUGGAUGUCAUGUGCUGCACGGCCUCGAUCAUGACCCUGUGCGUGAUCAGCAUAGACAGGUACCUUGGGAUCACCAGGCCGCUCACAUACCCCGUGAGGCAGAAUGGGAAAUGCAUGGCGAAAAUGAUCCUCUCAGUCUGGCUACUCUCCGCCUCCAUCACCUUACCCCCGCUCUUCGGAUGGGCGCAGAAUGUGAAUGAUGACAAGGUGUGCUUAAUCAGCCAGGAUUUUGGCUACACCAUCUACUCCACCGCGGUGGCGUUCUACAUCCCCAUGUCGGUCAUGCUGUUCAUGUACUACCAGAUUUACAAGGCCGCUAGGAAAAGCGCCGCCAAACACAAGUUCCCCGGCUUCCCCCGGGUGCAGCCCGAGAGCAUCAUCUCCCUGAAUGGCAUGGUGAAGCUCCAGAAGGAGGUGGAGGAAUGCGCCAACCUUUCCAGACUCCUCAAACACGAAAGGAAAAACAUCUCCAUCUUUAAGAGGGAACAGAAAGCUGCCACCACCUUGGGCAUCAUUGUCGGGGCCUUCACCGUGUGCUGGCUGCCCUUUUUCCUCCUCUCCACUGCCAGGCCCUUCAUCUGCGGCACCUCCUGCAGCUGCAUCCCGCUGUGGGUGGAAAGGACAUGCCUGUGGCUGGGCUAUGCAAACUCUCUCAUUAACCCUUUUAUAUAUGCCUUCUUCAACCGGGACCUGAGGACCACCUACCGCAGCCUGCUCCAGUGCCAGUACCGGAAUAUCAACCGGAAGCUGUCAGCGGCAGGCAUGCAUGAGGCCCUGAAGCUGGCUGAGAGGCCCGAGAGGCCCGAGUUUGUGCUGUAAGACAAAGCUCUGACUACUGUAGAAGAAAAGGUCAUGAUUCAUAAUCCAAAGUGGAAUAAUGGAGAUGAAAUACGCAAGGCAAAACAGGUGGAAGCAGAAUGAAAUGAUUCUCCAAGACUGCACCGGAAUGCUGCUUCUAUCCUUGGUGGGGAACACUAACCUGUGACACAUGGGGUGAUCUGUUGCACAAAGUGUUUGGUGGAGGAGGUGGUGGCUUCUGCUUUGUAUUUCCCCUGUGGAUCAGCGCUAUUGUGUGCAAAUGGAAAUAGUUCUCAGUGUAAGACAGCCCAACCAUCUCGGCUGCAAGCACACUCACAGAACUGAUUUCCAGAAGGGAAGCAGUUUCUGGUGCUUUCUUUUGCAUCCAUCCACAUCCAUGCAAAUGAGAGAAAGUUCCUCAACUUCUGAGUCUAGGCGUCAUGAUGAAUAUUCAGGAAUCAUUCAUGAGACAAAAAAAUGUAUUUUGUUCUCUGACAGAAGGGUCUCUUUUCAAGUAAACUGCGGUACGCAUAGUGUUGAAUAUGUUGCAUGUCCAUGUUAGAAAACAGAACCCAGUCAUCAGCUAAUACAAGUGAUUCCUCGGAGCAGUGUUUGUUUCAAAGCUUCUGUCAAAUUGUUUGGCUUUUCUGCAGGGUCCCUGUAAUUUCCCACCAUGUACUUUCCUUGUGGACUCCCUUAUUGUGAUGGUAUAGCUCAGGAAUAGAUCUCAGGAUGGAGAGAAGCAUAAAAAUCUGAAAACAGCUAUUUUGUGCAAUCCCGCUUCAGAACAGUCAGUCCUGAAUGGCGAUGAAGAGUGAGUGCUUCCUAGCCACAUUGUAUAUUAACAUGAUUCUGGCAUGUCGUUCACUCUCAUCUUCUACAAGGGUGCAGUGAGCCCCUGGGGCAGGUCCAUAACUUGAUGGUAUGAGGUAGAUAAGGCAAGAAUCAGGUUUCCAUGAAUGGUUGAGGGCUUCUGGAGACAGAGCAGGAACACAGUAACUCAAGUGAACUGGGUGAAUUUGGGGUCACGCAGGCCAGUGUAGGAAUAGCCCUAGAAUACCAUUUGGUAUCAUCAAGGGAAGUUGUUUUUAUGUCCUCUAUAUCUUAAAUCAGAUAUGUGCCUGGAUAAUUCUCUCCUUUAACCCCUCCUCCUUCCAAUACAAAGGCAUAGGCAUGAAGGGCAGGUAAAGAAACUGAGUUCCUUUGUGGCUAGGAUUAUCUUUGAAAAGGUACCAUGUCCUUACUCUGAUCUGAAGAGAUGGAAAGACAUAGAUGAAAAAAAGAAUAUCCAUAACUGUAUGAGGAAAAAGGAAGCCAAACUAUCAUUUGAUAAAAAGUGAAUUGAAAGAGAGUAUUAUUUUCCUACAAUGAAGGGGUCUGUUGUCUCAGAGGACAGAAUGGAAUUCCAUCAUGAACUAUGGACUUCUUCCAGCUGUCAUUGACAUUGCUUCUGACCACAUGCAAGAAGGGUCGCCUGUCCUGCGAGGGGAGGUGGACACUGUUCUGUCAGACAAAGCUUGUACAAAUUCCUGAACCGCAGAGUUGCUAAAUUGACAGUAUAUACUUAUAAUUCAUAAUUUAAA